AUGGCGGCGUCGAACCCGGUCGCUUAUACCGAUCCGAACACUGGCAUCGACUUCCAACAAUACUCUGCCACCGGAGUCGCGUUUUCCUUGGGUAUUGCUUUCCCCGAGACACUCGGGUCGGACCUCAUCGGACAACUUGUGGUUCCAAUCACCAAGACGGGUGCGUGGGGAGCUGUUUCGCUUGGCGGAGGCAUGUUGAACCAUCUUCUGCUUGUUGCAUGGGCCAACGGUGAGGAGGUCGUUAGCACUUUCCGUACCGCAGGUGCCUACGCGAAUCCAGCUGUCUACGACGCCACCGAAGUCUCAGCGCUGCCGAUCGCCAACGGGACCUUCGUCAACAGCACCCACUUCUCAUACACCUUCCUCUGUGAGGGAUGUAUCGUUGGUGGUGACACAACAUUCAAGGCGACGGAUGACCCUCCUGUCCUUGGAUGGGCACUGUCUUCUGGAAACCCGACGACCCCCUCAGAUCCCGCAAGUGAGCUCCCAUACCACGAUGCUGGCUUUGGAUUGUAUGGUCAACCCAUUGCCGCUGCUCAGUCGGCCGACUUCGAGACCUGGGCUUCUUGGGCCUCUAAGACUACCACGCCCGCUCCUGGAGCCGGCAACUCUACCCUGCCAGUGACCGGAAACAGCACAUCCCCCGCUCCCACCGUUUCCAACGCUACUUACGAUGUUAUAGUUGUUGGUGGUGGGACUGCCGGUAUCAUCGCGGCCGAGCGUAUCGCUGAGGCCGGUUCAAGCGUCCUCCUCAUCGAGCGUGGCCCUGCCAAUACUGUUGCACUCGGAUCCAAGGAGGGUCUCGAAUGGAACAACACACUGACUCCAUAUGACAUCCCUGCUCUCGGAAGCAGCUUGUCAGGCAUUUCCGGCACGAAGAUCUGCAGUGACACUGCAUCAAUGGCUGGGUGCCUUCUCGGAGGAUCAAGCUCCAUCAACGGAGAGAACUUCAUCCGCCCUCCUCAGCACGACUUCCAGAACUGGCCCGCGGAAUGGUCCUGGGACGACGUGAGCAAGGCUGCUGACCGCCUGUACUCUCGCAACCCAGGUACCACUCAACCGUCGCUUGAUGGCAAACACUACGACGACAUGUCCUAUAGUGUUGUGUCUUCUUACCUUGACGCAGAAGGCUGGACCAACGUCGACUCGAUCGAGACGCCCAACGAGAAGCACAUGGUUUACUCUCGCCCUGCUUGGUCUAUCGUCAACAACAUGCGUGCUGGACCUGCCAGGACCUACAUGCCCUUCGCUGAAGAACUCGACAACUUCACUCUCCAGCUCGGCACAAAGGUCAUCCAAGUCCAGCGCACUGGCAGCAGCGUCACUGGUGUUCUCGUUCAGCUUGAAGAUGGAACUCAGCAGGUCAUCAACUUGAAGGCAGGCGGUAAGGUCGUCCUCGCCGCGGGAGCCCUUUCCACCCCUAGGAUCCUGUGGAACUCUGGCAUCGGCAAGUCUGAUGCUCUCAAGAUUGUCCAGGGUGGUACUAGUGGCGUCAAGCUUCCGGAAGAAGCUGACUGGAUCGACCUUCCCGUUGGUCACGGCCUCAAAGACCACGCUCAAGCUCCUCUCCAGUUCAAGACCUCCGCCAACUACACCGCCUACAAGUACACCGACAUCGCCACCGACCCCGUAGAAUCCGACGUCGACCUCUACAAGCAAGGCUCUGGUGUGCUCACCCAGGCCGCGCAAAGAAUGCACCUCUGGACCUCUGUCAACGGCACUGACGGCCGCGAGCGCUACCUCCAAGGAACUGUCAGCUCCAUGAAAGACGGCACAGUCACCAUCAAGACCUUCCUCACCCACGGCACCACCUCCACCGGCGAACUCGGCAUCACAGCCGGCGGCAACACCGUCCUGAACAAGAAGCCAUGGUUGGUCGAUGACGCUGACCGUGAGGCGUUCUCCGGCUUCAUCCAGUGGUGGAUGGACAUCACCAGCCAAGCCAACAGCUCCAUCACCUCCACGAUGGCGCUCCCCACGAACUCUACCCCGGAGUUCAUCCUCGCUGAAACCCUUAUCUCGGGUGACCACUGGGUUGGAACCACGAAGAUGGGCACGGAUGAUGGACGCAAGAACGGCAGCAGUGUUGUUGACACUGACACCAGGGUCUACGGCACUGACAACCUCUUCGUUGUCGAUGCUUCUAUCCACCCCGAUCUCCCUACUGGAAACACACAGGCUAUCAUCAUGGUCGUUGCCGAGCACGCGGCCGAGAAGAUUGCCGCUUUCAAGGUCGCUAAUGGCACCGCUCCUGCUACUCCGACUACACCGUCAGCUACCCCCUCAGGUGUCGCCACUCCUUCCAGUGUCGCUGUCGGCAACUCUACUGUGCCAUCGGCUACUGCUGCUGCAGAGAAGAAGUACACCAUCCAAGAGUUCGUUGCAUUCCUCGAGGAGGCUGAUGCUGCUGAUGGCUCUUCUACCACCACCAGGAAGCGGGAUGCUCAGGGCCGGUUGAUUCGCCGGUACGUCAGUCGCCGUUCGGUGUAG
This is a messenger RNA of Paraphaeosphaeria sporulosa, 2490 nucleotides long. Its product is annotated as FAD/NAD(P)-binding domain-containing protein. The transcript has a single exon. Gene Ontology annotation, molecular function: oxidoreductase activity, acting on CH-OH group of donors; flavin adenine dinucleotide binding. NCBI's taxonomy places the organism in Eukaryota, Fungi, Ascomycota, Dothideomycetes, Pleosporales, Didymosphaeriaceae. The record is from RefSeq and is a predicted model, not a curated record. Bases 1 to 2490 code for a protein of 829 amino acids.